Messenger RNA from Monomorium pharaonis (pharaoh ant), 17744 nucleotides. Its product is annotated as odorant receptor 13a. NCBI's taxonomy places the organism in Eukaryota, Metazoa, Arthropoda, Insecta, Hymenoptera, Formicidae. The record is from RefSeq and is a predicted model, not a curated record. Gene Ontology annotation, molecular function: odorant binding; olfactory receptor activity. The transcript has 6 exons. Gene Ontology annotation, biological process: sensory perception of smell; detection of chemical stimulus involved in sensory perception of smell. The coding region runs from base 2494 to 3627 and encodes 377 amino acids. Gene Ontology annotation, cellular component: plasma membrane.
AUCACCGAUGCGCGAAAGAGGGACAAGUAGUUCUGCCUGUUUUUUCUUUUAAAGUGGGGAGGAGCAACAAAUGCGAAUGUGAUCGUGGUACAAUAAAAAUAUUUAAUGAGCUACUUCUAUUGGUCAUUGAUUUAGGGGUGCACCUUUGUGUGCAUCUCUUACGAUUUCUCGAUUUUCCGGAUAUAAUAUCGAGCUGUAGUUGACAAAAAAAUAUCUCGCGUAACUAUUUUCUUUUAUUUUUUUUAGCGUAUAUUCUUUCUUACUAUAUAUCUUGGUACACUUCUUAUUACACUGUAACUCGAAACAACUUGAAACUUUCAUUUCCAUAAACAUCUGGUUUUUUAUUUUAGAUUCACAUAGAUGAUUAAAUAUAUAUAUAUUUUGCAUUGCUGGUUACCUAAUAAAGAAAAUUAAUAUUAUGAUAAAGACAAUCAUAUAAAAAUAUCAGGAAGUUAUUUACUUCUUGCAAAAUAUUAAGUAUUUACAUUUUAUACAUUGCGUUGCUGUAAUUUACAUAGAACACCGUGAUAAAUUGUUCAUUAGAAUUUUUCAUUAUAAAUGUGAGUGUAAAAUAGUAUAAAUAAAUAAAAACAAUAUUUUCCACAAAAUCGAUUAUCGUUAAUUACAUGUUUGUAUCAUGCAGUUCUUGUCAAUUCCUUCAUAUAUUGCAUAUACAUAAAAUGUUGUAUUAAUAAAUUAUUCACAAUUCUGUCGAAUCACUUGUAUUAUUUCCAUUUUGUAGGCGCUUGAUAGUUCCUCAAUGCGACAGGAAAGAUAUUAAAGAUAAGAAGGUAUUUAUAUUUCAAUAUAUGAUAAAUCAGGUUAGCGAAAACUAAGAUAAUAAAACACUAUCAAUAAGCAAUUCUUACUAUAAUCUUUUCUUUAUUUUUUUAACUAUUUUAUGAACAGUCUUUUGUUGAAUAAUUAAAGAAACAAUUAUAAUAAGAUUUUUUUAUAAAUAAUAUAUAUUAAGCGCAAUAUAUAAUCACACAAUAAAAAUAAAAAAUUAAUUAAUCAAUAAGAUUCGGUUUAACUGAUGUAUUCCGUUUUUUAAUUAAUUAUUAGAAAAGUUUAGUGAUACAGAUUUCUUCAUUAUUUUUAUCUUUUCAGAACAAAAUUGUUAGAUUUGUUGUACACAAUUGUGCCUGGUACGAUUUGGAACCUAAACGCAAUCGCAUUCUGUUAUUCGAUACUGUGAUUGAUACUCAGAUCGUAGAAGCAACUGACGCUUGCAAUUAGGAAAAUGAUGGAUCCUUCGUUACAAUGCUUUGCAAGAGUAAGAUUCAUGCACGAUACAUGAGGAUAAUUUCAUUUGGUUAUACAUAACAUUUGCCAUGUUUAUGUAUCUAUCAUGUUUAUAUUUGCUUAUGUUAGUUUUUUUUAUUACGUAGAUUAUUUAAUAAGUAAUGUUAUUAUAUACAUUCAAAAUGAGAUAGCUUAAGUAUAAUAAUAACAAAUAUAUUAAACGUUGUUAUAAAUCAUAAUUAAAUUUUACGGGAUACUUAUCGAUGGUAUUGGCGAGUCCUUUUUCAUCUCUUUAACUUUCAAUUGACAGUUCUAAAAUAUGUAUCUAGUAAUAUAUAAACUCAUUAAUUAUAUGAGUACAACAUAAUUUUUCGAGUACAUACUCCAAAAAAAUAUAAUUCAAUCAGCAAUAAAAUAGUAUACAGAAUAAUAUUGAACUCUGUAGUACGGUAUCUCAAUAUAAGAGGGAAUUGUCAAUAUGUAUAUCUCGAUUUCCACGAAUCCCGCGACGGCUAUCCCUUCCUUCCUGGCGCGACCCUUCGGAAACUCCUCCGUUUUUCCUCAGAUCAGUGCGCAUGAUUUUUUUCGUAUUACAAACCGGGCUGCAUGAUCGUACAUCGUCCUGCAUGAUCGUGCAUUUUUAAUGGAAAUUGCACGGUACCGCAACGUUCAGUGCGUAGAGCGGAAGGACAGCCCCCUCGGUUUCCCUACCAUCCGCAAAAUCGCCGACCACAACUUCAUCGUAUCCGGAGCGAUGAAAAUAUUUAAUGAGCUGUCCCCUGCUCGGUCGUCGACGGGACGAAGGUAGGUCUAGCGGCAAGUGACCCUUCGGUAUCCUUCAGUCCAUCCGCAGCAUCUACAGGUGCGCGUCUCGUACCUCUAUCGUCCAUAAAUCUGUUCCGCGAUCGCGCUCGACGUUGAUGUUCCUUCCGCGCGCGCUUCAGUUUAUACGCGAGCGUUGUGUGGAUCCGUUUCAUUAAUUCCCGUCGACUGGUGAUCCGCCCACAUUAAACAUUCUAUCCUUAUUCUCAAUUAACACGUUCUCAGUGAACCGAUAACAAAUCGUUUUCUAAUAUCUCGAUUUGAAAAUUCGCAAUCUUAAAUAAGUAUUUCUCGUUUCCUCUGAAGGAAAAGUUUCUCAAAAGGGGAGAACGUGCAUGGCCCAGCCUCAAUUUACCUUCUCAUCGAUAUUGAUUAUGUCAUAAAGUGUUCGUGUCCAUUGAUCGACCGAGAAUUAAACUUUGCCAAAUGAUGUCUACUAAUAUAAUUGCCCGAUCGAUCGAGAUUGGGCUUCGGGUCGCAGGCAUUUGGCCAGGCGCGGCUUACGUGAUUGUCAAACGAUUUUUAUGGACCAUAACAAUGAUAGCUGCGCAGAUCUUUCAGUAUCGCCACAUGGCGUUACACCUUAAUUCCGAGGACAUCUCACAGCUGAUGGACGGCCUAAGCGCGACGCUGUCGUACAGUUUGUUGUUUGUCAAGUUGAUUGUUUUCUGGACGAAACAACGAAUAUUCAACGACGUGUUAGCGAGCAUCACGAUGGAUUGGGAGGAAUGCAGGGACACCCUGUGUACCAUGAGCGGCGUGGCCAAUCUGUCGCAGCGUUUCUCCAAUUUGAUCAUCGGCCUGCACUCAAUGGCCGUGCUGUUCUACUGCAUCGGCGUCGUCGCCCUGCGCAGCGACGACGUUGCCGAUCGUGAACUUUUUCUCAAAAUGGAGUUACCCUUCGAGAGUAGCACGUCGCCAAUUUACGAGGUCGUCUUGACCGUGCAGUUUCUGCAUCAGAUGACGGCCGCCACCGUGAUCGGCGUGCUCAGCGCACUGCUCGUUACGCUGGUGCUCCAUGCGGGCGGUCAAAUAGACAUUUUGCGGGAAAGAUUAUUGGAAAUUUUACCGAGAAAAAAGAAACCAACUAUCUCUGUAAUUACAAUAGGUUCAUUAAUUCGAAGACAUCAGAACAUUAUCGUUUUCACCGAAAAGAUCGAGAGUUUGUAUUCGUAUAUCGCGUUGGUCCAGUUCAUAUCGAACACUCUCGUUAUUUGCUGCCUAGGCUUUAUCAUCGUAAAUUCGAUCGGCGACGAUCAAGGCUCCUCUAUGUUGGUGAGGUCUCUUUUGUUUUACGUCGUCAUUAAUUUAGAAGCGUUCAUCUUCUGCUUCGCCGGCGAAUACUUAAGUGUCAAGAGCAAAAUGAUCGGCGACGCGGCGUACGAGUGUAUGUGGUACGAUUUGACUCCCAGCGAGAAUAAAAUCCUGCUAUUCCUAAUAAUGAGGUCGCAAAAACAAUUGACGAUCACCGUCGGCAAGUUCAUGAAUCUCUCUUUGAAUCAGUUUGCGAACAUCAUUAAAUCAUCAGCGUCAUACGUCUCUGUGCUACACGCGUUAUAACAACAUGAUUAUCACGACUAUGUAACUGUUAAUAUUGAGUUACUGGUAUUGCUGAAAAUUGCGCAUGAUGGAAGAGUAUUCUAUUUUUAAUAAAAGUCAAUGAUCAGCUGACGUACUCUUGGUUAGUGUCCUACUAUUGCAAUAAUAUUUGCGCAUAUGUUGUUAAACGCGAACAGUUUACGCCGCCGGCUCACUGAAAAUAUACCGUUGCUUCUGAGAAUCGGGCGGAAGGAAAAUAUUUUUCGUAAGGCUGAGAAAGGCGCGUACGUCACGGGCUUUCAUCCCCCUAAAAGAACUUUGAAACGUCGUUCCGCGCUAAAUUGCGGAAGUUACCCCGACGCAGCGGGGACUCUCCCCUUCCUUCGUUCUCCCGUUGUACUCGCAUGUAACUGGUUUGCACAAUCGUGCCAGAUGGCCACAACGAACAGAUCGAACGACAAAAUUAUACUGGGAUUACUUAGCGCUAUUUCGCACAUACAAUCAGGACGCUUUCACGCGGCAGCGGAAACCAGCCUGCAAGGGGACAAUUUUAUUAGAGACUAGUGUGUGUCUGCGAAGCGCGAGCUGCUGUAAUUCUAUAUCGUCCCACGCGACCGCUCAAUUUACAAACUUUGAGUUUACACCGACGAGGAAAAAGAAUUUAUACGACGUGUUAUCCGGCAAAAAUACACAUUUUACACACGGCGACUGUGCCAAGGUAAUGUACAAGGAAAUAAGUUGCGCAAUUCUAUCAGCAUAUACAAAGAUUCCCGACGUGACGUUUUCUAAAAAGAAGUUUUUCAAUUGACUAUACCCUCAUUUUCAAUUAGAUUUUAAAUUAAAUCUUUUUAUCAAAAAUAUAAAGCAAUAAUUUAUUAUGGAUUAACCUUUUGAUUUUUGUUUUUUAAUUAAAAGUUCCAAGCUUCUACUGUUCAAUAUCUUGAAGAGACAAAAAUUUAACGUUUUUGUGUUAAAUAUCUUUUAAUAUUAAUUAUUUAUAAUAAUUAUGACUGAAUCUGACACUGUAGGGGAUAUGUUGGUUCAAAAAAUUGCCUUGUAAGUUUAUUUCACGUACAGAGAGAAUGGGAUCUUCCAAACAAAAACUUUUAUCCCCGGCGGUCUCUACAUCGCUGUAGGAUAUCAACUUUCUAGAUUGUCUAAGAAUUAUAUCCUGACAAUGUAAAUCAUGAAUUUUCGCUUACGUCAGACUCCACGUAGUGGCGAUGUCACCGCAUCUUACUAAGUACGGAAUUAUCGGGGUCGGAGACGUUGGCGUCGUAAAUUCCUUCUCAAGUUCUCAUCGCCACACGCCAUGAAAAUUCUUGAUUUUUGCAUUCAUAGUCACAUCAACGUCGACUAUUUUAUGACUUUCUUGAAUUUAUUGAUAUGCAACAUAAAAUGUGAAAUAAAAAAAACUGUUAAUAUUAUACACAGUAACAUUUUUAAAUUGAAAAAUUGCUUGUGUCUUUUUUUUUAAAGAAAUGCAGGCCUUUGUAUUAUCUUCUUAGAUUAACUCGAAUUUCUGACAAAAAUUAUAUAAAAUAUGGAUCGGUUAUUUAAAUCGUUUUUUUGAAAAUAUGGCAAUCUCUCUGCUAAAAUACAAUUAAAUUUAAAAGACAAGUGUGUUAUGAACUAUUAAAAUUAUUAUAUAAUUUAAUUUUCUAUUUUCCAUUUAACAUCUUCGAUUAUAAAGCGGUAUAUGUAGAGAAAAUGGAAUCUGUAUACUUUGUCAUUUGUUGCUACAAAACGUAACGCGGCACCGUUAUGUCGGAAGGGGCCAGAAUUGAUCUCAUCAAAACAAAUGUAAUUUACUUGAAUUAAAUCGAGUUAAUUUUAUAUACGCGAAGGAUAUGCGGUUUAUUUCUCCACCGCGAAUCUCCAGCGAGUGAAGAUCUCGCGGGCAAGAUCCCGCAGGUAAUGAACGGACUAGUCGUUUCCAACUUUUUGGCGUUUAGAGGCAGUACGAUUUUCCGCGGAAAGCUGCGCCAGCGGUGGUAGUAACAGCGACGGCGACGGUGAUGGUGGUGGUGGCGGUGGCGGCGGCGGCGACGACAGUGGUGGCGAUGGCGGUGGUGGCUAUGGCGGUGGUGGAAGCGGCGGCGGCGGCGACGACUUCCCCGGGCCGAGCGAAUUGGUCUCCAUGGAAACCAUCCCGAAGCCAAUCCGGGGUGCAUUCGUACGUACAUUACCCCUUGUCGUGGCGCGUCUGCAGCACCCCCUCUCUUCUCCCCGUCUUCCGCUUACCACCCUCAACCCCUGUAAACUCGCACCCUCUCUCGCUCUCAUCUCCCGCACGGCUCUCCGCUCUCUCCGACAUUUUCUGUCCGUCUGCCUUUCUCUUUCCCUCUUUCUCUCUCUCUCUCUCUCUCUCUCUUCCCCUUUCUGUCUCUCGGUUCAAGUUGUUCCUUCGUCCGCAAUUCCUCACUGUUCCCCGUCUCUUUUUCCUCGCCUUUUUCGACCAUUUUAUUUAUUCCUUAUCCUCUUUUAUUGUUUUGUCUGCACAUGGCUCUUGCCAACGUAUCUCCACGCUUCCAUUUAUUCCAUCGCGCUCCGGUGAUCCCGUCACUUGUGAAUCCAAGAAUAAAGCUUCCGUCUCUAUUUAAACAUUUUUGUCGACAAUGAACAUGCAUGGAUAGAAAUGGUAUUAAAAAAAACGAAAAAUCGACUUCGUCUGUGUAUAAUGCGCGUUAAUACUCUAAAUGAACUUUUCUCACGUUAAAAUAUAAUUCUCAAUAUUCAAACAUCUAAGUCAUUCCAAUAUGCCAUUUUUGUAAUCUAGGUCGAGAGUUGAAAGAACUGCAAUUCAAUCGAGCUCUGGAGUAUAAAUUAAACAUUUCGACAUUCUAUACAAUAGAAAACUUUUAACAAAAAAGAACAAUUUGUUUCUUCAUAACAAUGUUUCUGCGUUCUCCAAGAACCGAUAUUCAAGGCCUCUUAUUAUGUUAAGUAAAUUGAUGUAAUUUAAAUAUCACCCUUACUCGAUAUGUUUCUUCUAUUAAACACGUUAUUUACAUUAAAAUUGUAUUAGAGCUGUUUUCUCGCUAUCAAAGGAUUCCUUUUGCCAGUCGUUCGUCAUAACAUCCGUUGAUACUCCGUUGCUCUUUCUCUUCUCUUUCAGCCUCCAAUUUUUCCAGCUACCUCUUAGUUUCUAAGCGCAGCAUACGUAUUCUUUAUUCAGCUCUCGUUUAUUUCAGUCUAUGAGGUUAUCGCUGGAUCCAUAAAGCGACGAUGUGACAUGUCGAUCGUUACGUGACUCUACAGAUGUUAUUACGUGUCCCAUUACUCUUGCUCCGAAUAUUCAGCAAUUUAACUUGAGAAACGACGCAAGGAUGUAUUUUGUUCACAUCAAGAUUAAUAAAUUACGCGACGCGUUUCGUGCGUUUAAUUAUGCCUCAAGAACAAUAAAAAUCUUAUUGAAAACUGGAAUUUAGAAAUAGAUAUUGUAUAAAUUAUAUAUACUUCUAAAUUCCAAAUAAAAUUUAUUAUAUCGUUCUAAUAUAACGUACCAUUAAGAUAUUAAGUUAAUAUUUGUGUUCAUUAAACAUUUAUAUAUAUCGUGAUAAUUUUGCGGGAAAGGCGAGUAACUCUCGAACUUUACCCACGAGAAUUCGAAGAUUUAUUUCGUCUUAGACGACUUCGACAUCGAUUCCAGAACUUUGCUCGCAGAAGGUGCCACGAAUGAAAUCGAAUCUCGUCUCGCCACAUGUGGGUGUCGGUUCCUUUGUUUUCUCAUGAAAAACCGACGUUGUAACGCUCAUGCGUAGACGAGAAAGGAUCACAAGAAAGUUCGAUAACCUUCGAAGGAAACGCGGCUCCAUCAUUGAAAGCUUAGGGUUUAUCGCCGUUUUAUCGCUUCGCAAUACAUAUCUUUUCUCAAUUCAUUGAAUUCUCGAAGGGUAAUUAUGAAGGGCAAUUACGAAACCACUUUAUUCGAUCGUGUAAGUGUAAACGACUGUGUAAUCACAGAAGUUACUAAAGCACAAGCGUUAAAAACGAGGUAAAUUGUUUCAAUACCAUUAAAUUGAUACUCAAUACGAAAGCACCUAUUAUUCUAAUUUUCUAAAAUGUGUCACAACACGUUUCUCGACCAAUUCACGUAACAUUUAAGCGCGAUUCUUAAAGACGCACACGCGUGCCAAUAAAAAAAUUAACAUAAUACAAUCAUUGCUCAUAAUUCACACAAUUAUAUAAUUAGGAUAUGUAAACGAGUACGAUAAGAAAACUGGUUUGUAAUUCAUGCGCUACCCCUCCGGUUAUCACUCAUGAAUCACUGGACGGUCACAUUUCUGCCCCUCCCCCUCCCCCCUGCAACCGGCCAUCGGUAGAAUUAAAAUUCAUACCGAACGCAUUACUCGGCCGCAAUUAACAUGCAUUAAUGCGCGGUGGUUUUUCAUCGAGGCCGACAGGUGCGAUCAGCCCGAUUUAUGUAUAAUUCCUUUUUCCCUCUGGCGACGUAAUUAACGCGCGCAUAAUCUAAGUAUGUAUAUUACGAGUAUGUAUAUCACGCACGUUAUUGAUCGUGUUUCAAUGUACACUGCUAUCAAUAGAGCAGAAGAUAGUAUUGUAAAGUAUUAUAUUGAAAUAUAAACAUUAUAUUUUGUACGUAUUAUAGCCACUCGUAAUUUUUUCAUUAAGUGAGAAAUUCUAAUUAUACUUAUGGAGCCACGGAACUAAUAUAUCAGCAUACAACAACUGACAUUUUUAUAAAGCAUUUCUAAUUUUGAAAUUUUCUUCAAAGUACUUAACGUUAAAUUACACAUUCUUUCCUAUAAUACAGUCUAUAUACUGAAGAAUACGUAUGUUUUCAUAUGUAUAUAUAUUCCGUAAUAUUAAAUAUACAGUUUUAUAAUAAAACGCUGUACUUUUUCAAACAAAACAAUUUUUUAAAAUCUGUUAGAAAGAGCCAAUUACUCUUGUUUCUCUCCGAUCUAUUAUAAAAUGCCACAAUUUUUAUGAACAUCCUAAAUAUUACAUAUUUUAUAAUUUUAUAGAAGAAAUAUUAGCGAAUAAAAAUGGUUUAAUUUAAAAUAUUAAUUAUUAAUAAAGUUGUAAAAUGUAUAAAUGGAAAACCAUAAUUCUACCUUCUCCUCUACUGAAAAUCAACAUUAUAUGUAGUAAAUUACACAUUUUCAGUGCAAAUGCAUAUUUGGGACGUAAAGCGACGUAAAUUAAACGUUCCAACACGGUUCACAGAGGCGGCAAAUUCACGCGAUGAUAACCGUCGAUCCUUAUCGUACGCGCCGGCAUAGAGGAUCAUGAGAACGUACGCCCGGCACGUCGAGCAACCUAGACGACGAUCGCACAGAGACAGAAUUUCUCGGUGCUCUGUGAGCAAACGAACGUUACGCGACAAGCCAUCUACGACCAAAGACCAUCCUCUCACGUACUACACGUAGACUCUUCGUAAGGUCUGUUUUCCUUUUUUCCACCUUUUCAUGUCACUUUCUUUCUCUGAGUUGUGAAAAAAAAAUUAAGAAAGAAACGAACAGUUCAGGAUUUAUUCUCAGUCCACAACGAGAGACGUUCUACUAUUAUUAAAUGCUUAGAACUAGCAUCAGUAUUGUUUGACGUGCCACAGUGCGGAAGAUGGUACGUCCAGUGCACGGGACAAACAGCACGCUCUCUACGUGACGUUUACUAUUGACGUAAUAAUUCGUAAUAGCUGUCGAUACCAAUGCGCAAAUAAAAAUUGGCACGCGCGCGAAGCUGCACUAAAGUUCUCAACGUCGAUUUCACGUUUUGCGCUGCUUGGAGAGAGCGUCCAGUGCACGCCUCGCACACAGCUACAAUUUAAUUUUCAAGUCGUCUCCCCCAUACUUCCGUAUGGGGUACUCGAAAAAUCAUCCAUGGAAGCUCCGUUAAAUCCAAUCCAUCGUGCAUAUAUAGUCAUGUCUUUCGUUAUUUCAAAACAAUUUAAAUUUAAAUCGCAAAUCCGUGUAUUUUGCUGUUGACGCCGUUGGUUCAUAACACGGAUUAAUAGCGGCGAAACUAUCUCGUUCGCUUGUGCGUUUUUAAAAUAUAUCAUAUCGGUUUUUUUGCAAUGGCACGGUGGAAAAAGGAUCGGGGGCGCCGGACGCCAUAACGCUGAUAGAAUUUUUUCCUCUGCGACGUAAACGCAUCGUCGCGCACGAAAGAGUCCAUGUAAUUCUUUCGAGGAUGCGAAUCUCCCAGAUUACUCUAGAGUGCGAAAGCGGAAUUCAUAUGUUUACGUCGUGUUUACGAGUAAACACCAGUGGGAAAUAUAAAAGCUCUGUUGACACAAUUUUAGCUUAAUGAGCGACUUAAUACAAUGAUGUUUAUGUAAUACCGCUUAGAAUGUUGAGUAAAUGUUGUUUACUUCGUGAAAUAUAAUACGAUGUUGUGUAGAAAAGUGUGUUUGCAUCGUUGUCGCGUGCAAUCGUUCAAUUUCCGUGAAAAUUAUUAACACGUAUGAGGUAAGGAUAACGCGAAUCUUUUAUCUACCGAAUAAAAAAAAAACUACAGCUCGCCACUUUGUGUCAAAAUUACUUUGUAUCUAUUUGAAUACAUUUCUUAUACGUGUGAUGGCGUUGAAUUUUGAGCAAAUACCGACAAAUACCGGUUGUGGAAUUGAGUUCACCCGCAAUUUGUCUUACAUCAAAUCGGUUCAAGCGGACUUCAAAGCGAGACGCUUCUUAGGGUCGACCGCUCGACUGUAUUCUCACCAGUUUCGGGCAUGAUUUACAUUCGAAUUGCGAGCAAUUCGACCUCGGCUACGAAGUGCGCUUAUUAAGUGCAAGCACCGGCUGAAAGAGACUUUAGUUCCCGCGUUAGACGUGACGGUAACGAGACUUGGUGGACAUCCUCGGUCGCUCAGGCGGCCACCGAGGGUCGGGAUAGUUAAUUAAGAUCUGUCUUCGUCUUUUCUAUACUCUCUCUCUCUCUCUCUCUCUCUCUCUCUCUUUGUCUGUCCUUCACCUCGCUCGCUUUACUACUCGCCCAGAUCUUCCUUUCUCGGUGUCCUUUCGACAUAUUUCGGAUUGAGAUCAAAGAUACGCUUUCGCGAGUUUUAAUGAACGCGAGAACGACAGCACCCGUAAUUAUUCAAUUACGGUGACGCUUGUCGUGAAUAUCGCUGGGAUGUCCACCAAAGAGAUUAUAUCAAAGGGGUAGUUGAAAAUCUCUUUGUCCGCAGAAUUGAGUAUUCUCUAUUACGCGAAUAAUUCCGCGGUGGAAAUUUGGAAAUUUGUGAGAGGGAGAACUUAGGAGCGAUUUAACUGUGACGCAAAGCUUCGAUUUAUCACAUUUAUUUAAUCUUCUCAAUUAAUAGAUGUAGAUAUGAAAAAUUUUAUAGAAAACGUUCAGGAAAAAAAGGACUCUGUGUCUCAAUUACUAUGUCAUCAAUCAUUGUAACGAGAUUAAAACACAGCUCAAUGCGGAGAUACUUCAGACACGAAACGUCAAUAAAAUAGAAACAACAUCUUCAAUGGAAGUGUCUUGUUUUCAAUUUACCACAUUCGAGGAUUUCCUGCGUAUUGUCGCAUUUAUUGAAUUGAGCCGAUAUCUCUUCUCCGAAUGAAAUGGCGCGGAAUAAAUCCUUUGACAAAUCGCUCGCGUUCGAACACACCGCGAAUUUAGGGAUUGAAUCUUAUCUCGUCGAUGCAGACAAUUCUCUAUUUUCGCGCAUCUCACUCGCGCGUGUGCCCUGCUCAUGAGGGCUGCCCUUUAAUCCCACAUACAUUCAUAAAGACUGCCUGCAAGCAAACAACUAAGAUGAAUUCCCGUUCCAUCGGCCAUCGGGAGAGCCCGUUUACACCGAAAGGGAUGGGCGGAGCGACAUAUGCGGGCUUCUUUCUUUGUUCUCCCGCACCCUUACGUUCUUAUCGAUUGGUUUCAACGUGACGAAUACGCACGCUGCCACCCACGCGUCUGAUCGAAAUGCGAGCGUGUACAUUCCGAGUGUGAGUUUAUACGUGUAAUACGCGUGUACGUGUGUUCUCGUGUAACGCACAGCAGGCACGAGACCGAGGGUUUCUCGCGUGUACAUCUGGCAGUUUCCAAUGAUAACGUCCGAACCGUGAAUAUCGCAAUAUUUGACCUCCGAUAUGAGAGCGCAGGGUGAAACUAUAAUUUCAUUUGCAGUUCCGCGUGGAAUUGUAACGGCACGUCGUGAAAAAUUGAUACAAUAUCUCGAAUAGUCAUCCAUUUAUAUCGUGUCGUGCGUCAACAACUGUCGCGCAGUUUUUAAAAGGCGUAAAAUGGAAAUUUCACGUUAAUUAAACUAUCCGGUCUUUAAUCGUACUUUCUGUUCUCUUCUCAUGUUGCAAUUUUAGUUUUAAUUAUAAACUAAGUCUUGUUGUUGGCCAAAUCGUUGUUCAAGAUCAACAACAUUAUUCCCGAUCGAAACUAUCGUAUAAGAUGAAGUAAAAUGUUAUUGGGUAUUUUGAUUCCAUUUCACAGAAUUUAUGAGAUAAUUUGUACCGCGUAAAAAUUAACGGUGCACGUAAUUCAUUGUACAUACUUCGUUUAAUUUCUAAAUUUAUUGAUCAAUAAAUGCGCUCUAAGGAAAGAGGUCGACCCGUACUGCGCCUUCCACGUAUUUUCUCGCGAAGCACCAACAAAACGGAAAGGAAGGGCUGCUCCUCUCCGGAGGUCUUAACUUUUAAUUUUUUAAACGUAUCCGCGGACGCCUCGGGAGAGCCAGAUGCGCGAAGCCCGUAAAAGCGCCUAGCAGUUACUUUCUGAUGGCCGGUACAAUUUGUGUAUACGAUCGCGUCGUACAUAGGAAACACGAGCAGUCAAGGAAAACUGGAGCAGGGGCUAUAACGAGCGAUACUUUUACAAACGAGAAUGUUCAUCUCUGUGUAAAACGUUCUGAAUAAUUAGACCAGUUAAUAGAAACAAAAGAGAGAAAAAGAGAGAGAGAGAGAGAUUUUAAGAAAUAUUUAUUAAUCGUGAAUAUUUCUCAGGCCGAUUCUGAAAUAUAUUGCUGACACAUCCGCUUGUGUAAUUUUGUAUGAUAUUCAUAUAUUCAUCGAUUAAUGGCUACGAAUCGAUCGACUUUUUUCUCUCUCGUCAAGCCUCUCUUUUUUUAUUAGUCCUGCUCGGGCGUUGCUGUAUUAAUUUUUGCUUUUACAUCUGUCAUGCUCAAUGCCUCACAUUGAAUAGCGUGCAGAUCCGCAAUAAAAAAAGUAAGCUUUUUGUAGAGCCGGUUUGUUAUAAUAUGGUGGGAUCACGGAGUUUUUUUUUUUUUUUUUUUGAAACUGCUCAGAGAGCCACGCCCGUGCGCUGCAGACGCAAGAUCGUCACUUCGGCUAUUGUUGCACCCCUUAUGUCGCGUGUCGUACUCGCACCCCCUCUAUUCGUCUUUAGUUAUGCUAAUUUUUGCGCGGGUCUCCCCACAAAAUCGUAUAUGAAGCGAAGAGAAUAUAAAAGCGAUUUCGCAAGCUUUGUUACGAGCAUAUUAGUGAAAUGUAAAUAUGUAAAAUUUUAUACAUACAUAUUAUAUAAAAAUUGUACGAUCGUAUAUGUUAUAUUUAAAAGGAGUAGUGUGUGAAAAGAAAUCUUAUUAGCGGUAAAGAGAAAUUAUUUAUACCGAAUUAAUAAAUUAAUAAAAAAAAUGUCACCAACAAUAAUUUUGUGAUCGAUGAACAGACAAGCAUGAUUAAUCACAGGAAAUUCUCAUUACUUCAUCUAUUCGCGUUUCUCAUUCUCGUUAUUAUUCGCACCAAUAAGUGACUGGAAAUGAAUCGCGAUUACAGUAAUCCCACGUAUAACACGCGCUCGGAUAAUAUUUCGUUAUAGCUUCAAGCGAGAGAAACCGUCCUCACGAGGGCAAUCGAGACCUUAGUACAUUCCGUAUUGUUAUGAGGCCAUUACACGACUGGGGGAGGGGGAGACGAGGGGGGGGGGGGUAACGGGGAGGCCCCCGACGAGACGCGUGUGCACGCGUGCAACCUCUAAUGGCAGAUGGUGUUGGAGACCCACGUUUGCGGCGCAGCUGCUGAAGGGCGGGAAGGACGGCACGAGCGAGAAAGGACGAAGGGGAGAGAGAAGACCCGCGGAGUCGCGAGGACCACCCGCGUGACCCCCGGUAACCGACGGAGGGGCCUUUCCUCACGUGAGCGCGCGCAUGCACGAAUUGUUCCCCAUAGCGCUCUCGAACGGUAACCUGUUGGUAUGCGGCUGGGCCCGUGCCAACUUGGCGAUUAUCCGCGUGACCAGGAGGAAAGGCUCGUCCGGGAAAACCGGGAACUAGCUGGUACGAGCGCGACGCGUACGCAUCACGCGAGAGAGCGUGAAUCCUGCAAUGUGCACCGCGCGCGUGCCUGUUGCAGACAACGGUGAAAAGCUCGGCCGUACGGAUUGCGAAUAAUGGAUGUACGUUAAGCACGCGAAACGGGUUGUCGUCCCGCAUACGUUCGUCUCGCUGGCUCCGUAAAUGGGAAAUACACGCUCUGUCGUUUAAAUUGAUUAGUAUCGGUAGUGCUAUAUAAUCAGAUUAAAACAGAGAGCAACGAGAGGCGCUCGUAGCCAAUCGUAUGUCAAGAUUUUCGGAAAAUUUACUUCCGUCCGUUUGCAGUAACAUCAAGAACGAGGUAUUUGAGGUGCGUUUAAAUUCAAUUCGGAUUGUAAUGUAUUGCUCUUUCGUUCUAAAGUCAUUAUUUAAUAGUUGAACAUAAUGAUUAAAUUUCGAUGAUUACUACGAUAGGAUUAUGAAAAAAAAAAAAGAAAUUUCAAUGUCUUGCAUAUCUGACAUUUUGUACAAUACUGAAAAAUAGGUGCCUUAUGUAGAGAACUCGAGUCUAAUUAACCUGUAUCAUAUAGUGAAAUAAGAAUAUAAAAUAUAAGCCCGUAAUAUGGAAUAAGGGCUUAUUUUUUGAAGAAAGCAUUCAGAUGGCAGUUGUUGCUGUUGUUGCAAAACAUGCUACAAUGAAUAGCGAAUCUUGUGCGAUAAGGUUUUCUUCGAUAUAAGUACUUAUUUAUUUUUCUUGUCUAGAGAUAUUACUGCACACUGUGUCAUGUUGCUAUGAGCUCAAAGUAAAUACUUUAAUACUUAUAUUUCAUAUAAACUUUCAAUAAUGUUGUAUGAUUAAUAUUAUGCUGUUUAAUUGCAAUUUUUAAUUUCUUUAUUGGUAAGGGAAGAUUUUGUUAUAUCAAGAUACAGGUAAUAUGAAAUAGUAGUAUAAAAAGGGAAGAGAAUGUAAAAUUUAUAAUUAUAACGUUUAUAUUACAACGUUCUUCUGUUGUUUUUAUUAAUUAUAUCUCGUAAAUUUUGAGAGAAAAAGAGAAUGCGUGUUAUUCCUUUAACUUUUACGACUUAACAUUCCACGACAAUGAUAAACAAAAUUUUAUCAUUGUCGAAAUCAAUCGCAAUUGUAGUUUCAUACUUCGUAUCGUUUCAGCAAUAAGUUCUACCCUAUCAUGGAAUCGGCGGAUUCUCAAUACUAAACAGCAGCUGCUGUUGUGCUCUCAACUCAGCGGGGGGAACAGCUGUCCUCUCUCCCUAGCCGCACUCGAACCCGGAUCCCGAUUCUGGUUCUGCUUGCCGUAUCUACCGCGCCAUAUGCGUGGAUGGAUUCGUCACUCGUAGACUGACCCGUGCAGCUUCCGAAAAACGUGUUUACCUAAAUGAAAUGAGAGUCGCGCACUCACGACAUCGAAUGCAUUCGAUGUUCGAAGCUCGAUGCGAACGAGUCGAUCGGACGCGCUGUUUCUGCCGUUAAAAUACCAAUUUCAUCUUUCAAAACAAUAAAUUUAUAGAAAUAAAUUUAUCUCUACAUUUGCACAUAAAUUUUUAUUUUAUAAUGGACGGCUCGGUCUUGUUUUUUGUUUCAAUCUAAAAUGAUUCAUGAAACAUAUAUAUUUCAAAAAUAUAUCAAAGACAUAAAUGUAAAGAGGAAUAUGAGUGAGAGAAAAUUUUAACACAAAACACACUCACACACACAUGUCAAGUAACAGCAAUAUUAUGUGAGUGGAUACCCCUAUAACGAGUUUUCUCUUGUUGCGCUUCGACGAUGUGACGACCGAUACGAUUGACGUAAACCGCAAUAAGCGUGGAUUUAUCGAGUCGGUAUCGAUACGCGAGUACCGGCCGCUGUUCGAGCCGCAGACGUGAAUAAAAAAAAAAAGGGAAACAAGAAGAAAAGAAACUAACCGAGCGAAGGAAGUAGGUAUGAUAGAGGAAACGAUGAAAAUUGUGGACAGACGUGAAAACGAUCGAUACGAGGUCUUUUAUUUCGUGAUGUAAGUCACUACUCACUUACGUUCACCUAUAUCGAUACCGAUGUGAUAAUGCAAAAGAUAAACUUCGAGGAAGAAACCUUUUUAUCUCGGGGAAUCUUCUCGGCGAUUUAUCAAUAUUUGUAAAUCUAAAUAUAGAUAUCCAAUGUUCCUUAAAACAUUUUGUAUCAAAGUUGUGUGCUCGAAAUACGAUAAUCAUAUCGUUUGAUCGAGUUCUCGAAAAAAGACCUGGUUACCCAAUUUACCGGAGAUUAUCCGGGGUUCGAAUCUCGCUGAGAAUAAUCUCGUAUCGUCAUUUUCAUCAUUAAAGAUUCUCUCCGGUCUCGCCGGUCUCGCCCUCCUUUGGCCUAAUAAACGUCGCUCCCCUUUUGCGCAUUCGCAACGUCGAUUAUGGCGUAACGCGCAUACUACGCGAGGAUGAUCGCGCGCGUGUCAAUCGACUCGCGUCGGCGAGUCGGCGAUGAGAGGGGUGGUUCACCCUCGACCUAAGCAGCAUUGUCCUCCUGAUUCUGGUCUCGCUGCCAGCUGUUGCCAUUUUUUUUUAUUUGCUCCCUUCUCGCUCGUGCUCGCCCUCGGGCUCCUUUGUCGAGCGCCGUACUCGUUCAUGCUAGUCGAUCCGAGCCGAAAUUAAUCAAAAGGGGGCGAUCGGUCGCACGUGGGCAAACCUCUUCUCCUCCUCCCCUUCCUCCUCCUCCUCCCCCUCCUGUUCCUCGCCCCUGCGCAGACGCACGCUUUUCCUCGAUCAAAAUAUUAAAUAGGGUAACCCCCCUUUGACAAUUCCGCUUCGAGAUCCAAAGGAACAAUGAGGGGAAUGAGAAGGGAAGAAGAAGGGGGAGAAGGAGAAGGUGAAAACGAAGAAGAAGCGAACGGCCACGUGCCAACCAUGGGAAUAUAAUGCCGCAACGGCCACGUGCUCAGCACCUAUCGGGUGUAGCAGCAGAAAACGACCACUGGUUGCGUCGCGACGGCUUACGCUUCCAAUUCCGUCUCCCUCGUGUAGCCCGCAAUAUUUAUUUGCAUCUGGGAUUUAUCUCCAGUGCGGAUCUCAACCGAGAAGCGUGAAAAUUGAAUCGCCACCGAUGAGAAAAUAGGGAGCCACUCUGUGUGUUACUUAUCCCCGCGAUUAAGUAAAUGCGUAUAGCAAUUGUUUCGAGCAGCUCCACGACAGUUGCACAAAUUUCAAAUAAUAUGGUCCAUCUACAAUAGAUGUAGAUCUUUAUGUUGUAAGAAAUCUACCAAUCACGGUCGAAUAAUAUACACUUGAUACAAAUGUUUAUAUAUAUGUUAUACAUAUAACUAUACACUUUCGAAAUUCACUUAUUAUCUCAAGCUUUUAUAAUUUUAAAUUUUCUUUUGUAUAUGUAGAUAAAAUAAACCAGUUUUUUUAAAUUAAUAUUUCCUUUUCUAUGAAAGUUACAGAAUAUAGUAAAUUUUAUGUGUAAUGGGAAACGACCCCUUGUAAAGUUCUAAUGAAAACGAUGUUAUUUUCUGACUCACGUUUUUACGUAUUGCUGAAUCAUUCGAUGGUCGUAACCGCAUCGCACGUCGUUACGGCAGAAAAUAAAACCGAAAGACCCAAGUGACAUGACGAAUCGCGAUUGGGUCAUAACGCGCCGCAAUUACGAUUCAGAAUUACAAGAAGGGGUGUAAAACAGCGACGCUAUCGUCGGUAGUUGCAUUGCCUGACGUUGCCCGUUAUGCCCUUUCCUUCCGCAUUAACUUAAGCGUCGAUAAAUUACUUUCUCUGCAUACUAAUAGAACUUAAGCGAGGGUAGAUAAGAACUCGCGACUCUCUGUGCCGCCAACUUUGUAAAAUUUUAAUCUAACUUCAACUCGGGAAAGCCUCAUAAAUAGAUGUCGCGAUAAGUCUCGAAACGGUAUUCGUUAUUUGCGGUAGGUACACUGUUUAUCAAUGUUCCAUUGUACAAAAGUACAAA